This is a messenger RNA of Parnassius mnemosyne (clouded apollo), 1947 nucleotides long. The record is from the annotation of a GenBank genome assembly. Lineage: Eukaryota; Metazoa; Arthropoda; Insecta; Lepidoptera; Papilionidae.
AUGUCCGGAAAAUCAGUCGCCUCUGGUACCGCACUUACCAAGCCUAAGCUUGCUGCAAAGAUCAGCAAAGGAGUGAGCCCCGUUACUAGCACAGCCCUACGAAAGAAGGUUUUACUACAAAACGCGGCUUCUUCCAGCAAAGCAGCCGAAGAUGAAAGUAAAGGCACGGUUCCAGAGGCAAAUAGGAUGCCAGUCAUUGAACCAACCAAUCCCAACGCAUCUCAUACUCAUACUGAAGAAUCUUAUGAGACAGCCAGCGUACACAAAAAACAGGAAAACCCAGCGCUAACAGAUUUUGAUUCAGACGACAACAGUUCGGUGGCUCAAGAUAUGGAGACGGAGCUAGAAAUCCUGGGUAAAUGCAAGCAUGCACGCACAGAUGACGAAUGGUCUGAUGCUGACAGUAUACUCAGCGACAACAGCAAGCGAUCUAGUAUACUACCGCCAGCGUAUAAACGAGCCGAAACCUUCGAAAUUGUCCAAAACACCUCCAAGACGGCUGAAGCAAUACGUAGCUGGCUCAGCUAUGAAAUGGACGAACCCAUUAAAGCUAUUAGCCAAAUUCAACUUGAAGUUCAUGGAUUAGUAACGAAGGCACAACCAAAAUCAAGCACUGUGGCUUUAACUCCCCACCCCAGAAACUGCUCAGAAGAUCUAACACAUGUGAAAGAAUUAAUCACCGAAGUGGCACAUGAAUUGCGAUCUGUACACGUUGCAAUUCAAAAACUAGUCGACUCCUUAAAUGAGGUAAAAGAGAAAUCACUCCUCAAUGAUACAAUGCAGACAUCUUACAACACCCGUAUUGAAUCUGUAACAACUCGUAUCCAAGAACUGCAAGAUAUGAUACGAGACCAACAGACCAGACCGCAGUGCCAUGAGGAGACUAUAAAUAUUGGAACAGAAAUUCAAAGGGCAAUUAAUCCUGUUGUUGAGAUGAUCAAAAACCUCCGAGAAGAGACAAUCGAAACAAGAGAUUGUUAUACAACUCACAUGGCAUUUCAGGGCAAUACAGGGUUAAGCACGGAAUUAGCAAUAGCCGAGAUCAAAGACAAAAUCAACGAUAUUAGAAAUCACCAAUGUGCUAGUCCGUCACAAAGACUAAAGGGCAAAGAUGAAAAUAGCGCAGAAGUUACUACGCAUACCAGAGAAACAGCACAAUUCUCCCAACCACGUAGACGAACUUAUGCGGAGACAGCUAGUAUGCCCCGAUACGCUAUGAUACUCGAGUCUGUUGAUCCGCGUCUCUCGAGUGAGGAUAUAAUAAGUCAGGUAAGGAAGGAUGUAGAUCCAAUCGCGUUGGGAGUCCGCGUAAAUAAAAUAACCAAACUUAAAAACCAAAGAAUUGUUAUCAACUGUGACUCCCAACAAGAUCAACAAACACUAAAAACCGCGAUCCGAGACACCUGUAGUAAGCUAACUGUGUCAACACCUUCAAUUAAAAAACCACAGCUACGGCUCAUAGGUGUAACCACUGAUUUGACUGACGAAAAACUAGUAAAGGCUAUAUCAAGCCAAAAUAGUAAACUCACGUCAGACCUCACAGAAGAACAAAAAGCAGUGAAAGUCCUCCGUCGUACAAAAGGCAGAAUCCGAGAACUGGUAAACGUCAUUCUUGAGGCAACACCUCAAUUGUGGUCAAAACUGAGGGAUCAGAAAUUGCGCAUUGGAUACCAGAUAGUGUCUUGUAUUGACCAGUCUCCAUUAACACAGUGUUACAGAUGUCUAAGCUUUAAUCAUAAGGCGAUAAACUGUAACAACAAACUGUGUUGUGGAUAUUGUUCAGAAGAACAUGACACUAGGGAAUGCACCAAACAAAACACUGUCCCUAUGUGCCGGAAUUGCAAGAACUCGCAAAGGGAAAAUACUGCCCACCCAGCAUAUAGCUCCCAAUGCCCAGAAUGGAUAAAAUGGGAUAAAAUUGCUAGAUCCUCUGUCUCGUAUUGCUGA